Molecule: messenger RNA, 1480 nt
Organism: Blepharisma stoltei
Lineage: Eukaryota; Ciliophora; Heterotrichea; Heterotrichida; Blepharismidae
Source: the annotation of a GenBank genome assembly
AUGGAUCCUUCUGUCAUUAAAAUUGCAAUGUAUAUAAGGCAGCUUAAUGAAAUCAUGGACUCAAAACAGUACUCCAAAGCGAAAUGCAAAGAAGUUCUCGACAAAAUUGGACCUUUAUUGAAAAACUCUCAAUAUCAGUGCAUACCGAAAAUCAUUUUUAACUUUGAUUGUGCAAACUGCCACACAAAAGAUCUGAAAAAGCGAAUAAAACUAACUUGCAAUCAUUUUAUCUGUAGCCCUGACUGUUUAAAGAAUUUAUCAUAAGCGAUAAUAAGCUUUACUUUAAAAAAAAAAUGCCUUAAUUUAUAUAAAUUUUAUUGAUUUUUUUUAAAAAUUUAACCUACCACAGUAUAAUAGAAAAAAUAACAAAUGGGAAUAUCAAAGAAUGGAGGACUUCGGGGUGUCCAGUUGAAGGCUGUGCCAAGGAAAUUCCUAAAGAAAUUAUUGCUUUAGGAUACGGCGGACCAGAUGAACUCGACAAACUUCUAGAACCAUUACUACAGUGUGGUAUCUGCACCAUGUCAAAGAGGGCUAGCGAAUUUAUCACCUUAGACUGUGACCACAGAUACUGCGAAGAAUGCUUCAGAGGAUAUUUCGCUGAUCUUAUAACCCAAGGAAAAACAUCCCGAGAGCAUUUUGUAUGCCCUGAAUGCAGCGAUGAAAUUGACAUGCAAAUUAUAACAAGCAGACUGUCCGUAGAAGAAAGAGAAAAAUUAGAAACUUAUUUGCUUAAGAAUUGACAGCCAAGUGAAGAAGACAAGCUAAACUCAAUCUAUUUUAAAUGCCCAACCCCUAAUUGCACCUACAGUUGCUUACUCCUUCCCCUCCGUGAGCGAACAAACAAAUUUUGUUCACUCACAAAGGGGUUUUAACUUUUUAAAAAAAUUUAUUAUAGAAUUUUUUUUCUUCAAAUUUAAUAAAAUUCCAAUCGUAAAAAUUAAUUCAAUUUGUAAAAUUUAUGUUUUAAAAUGCAAUCUGUUUAAAAUUAAAAGAAUUAGCUAGAAAUUUCAUUAUAAUAAUUAUCACUUAUAAAUCAUAAAAAAUUUUUGUUAGCUCAUAGAGGUGGGUCUUAGGCAAAAAACAGGGGAUUUUUCUAAUGGUUUUGUUCGCUUACUGAUGGGGGAGAUAGAUAGUUCCGUGCAAUUAUGAAGAAGUUGAAUGUUUGGCAUGUGCCCAGAAAUGAUGUCCAAGAUGCCAAAACCCUCCACAUCCUCAGAUGACCUGCGAAGCUUAUAAAGAAAGGCUUAAUAUGAACGACGACAUAAAAGCUUUAAUGGAAAAUGAAAAUUUCACCGUCUGUCCUUGAUGCCAAGUUCUCAUCGAGAAAAACAAAGGGUGCAAAUAUAUGGCUUGCACAUCAGAAAAAUGCAAAGGGAAGCGAUAUUUUUGUUUUGACUGCAGGACAAAGCUGCUAGAAAGGCAUCAGAAGCAUGAAUGCCCAACUCCUGAUAUUUUGAGAAACAGGUGUAGCGUGUUUUAG